This is a messenger RNA of Paramecium pentaurelia, 498 nucleotides long. NCBI's taxonomy places the organism in Eukaryota, Ciliophora, Oligohymenophorea, Peniculida, Parameciidae. The record is from the annotation of a GenBank genome assembly.
AUGGUUUAUGAUGAUAAUGUUUCCAUAAAUACUUAAAAUAGAAAAAUGCAAAUAAAAGACCAAUAUACUAUGUUGAAAAAUCAUAAUAAAAAGGAUAUUAUUCAAUAAAAUACAGAGUUACUUGGAUUGACAAUCUACAAAGGAGAAUUAUUGUAACUGCUCAAGUAACCUCUGAUAUCACUGUCAAAGAAUUUUUAUAAAUGGUUAUUGAAGAAUUCAAUAAAACUUUCAUAAAAGCAGAAAUUGAAUUAUUUUUCUUUUUAAAUGAUUUCAAUAUAUAUGAACUUUAUGAAAUGGAUGAAUAUGAAAGACCUGAUGAAGAACUUCCAUGUAAAAUAAAAUCUAAUUUACUUAGCCUAUGAUGAAAAUUAAAAAUUAUGUCAAUUAAAGACUAAAUCUUUUGCUUUGAAACAAACUUAAAUAAUAUUGAAUUCUUUAAUGGUUUCUUCUUUAAGUGAUCACCCUGUCUUGUAAGUCACCAAUAUCUCCAAUAAGUGA